Molecule: messenger RNA, 471 nt
Organism: Linum tenue
Lineage: Eukaryota; Viridiplantae; Streptophyta; Magnoliopsida; Malpighiales; Linaceae
Source: the annotation of a GenBank genome assembly
AUGACUGGGGAAGCUAGGGAAGCGUUCGACAAGAUGCCUGAGCGGAAUGUGCUUUCGUGGACUGCGAUGCUCAGAGGGUAUGUCCAGGAGGGAAGGUUGAAGGAAGCAAGGGAGAUAUUUGAUGAGAUGCCUGAGAGAAAUGUCGUUGCUUGGACGACGAUGAUUAAUGGGUAUGUAAUCCAUAACAAGGUGGAUUUAGCUAGGAAACUGUUCGAAGUAAUGCCUGGUAAGAAUGAGGUGACAUGGACUGCAAUGUUGAUGGGAUACACGAGGAGUGGACGGAUUAAGGAAGCUGCAGAACUCUUUGACGCCAUGCCUGUCCAAUCAGCUCCUGCUUGUAAUGAAAUGAUUAUGGGUUUUGGACAGGAUGGUCAGGUGGCUGAAGCUAGAUGGAUAUUUGAUAAAAUGACAGAGAAAGAUGACGUGCCAUGGAGUUCAAUGAUCAAGGUCUACGAGAGAAAAAGGUUUUGA